UCAUGUUGUGUAGUCUACUCUGCGCUUUGUUAGUCUCUCAACACAGUCUCUACGAACAGGUCAAGGAGAUUUCUCCGUUGUAACUUUUCUUCGAAACUCAGCGCAGUAACAUUCAGCACCAUGGGGAAAGGUUGCAUGACGGCGACCAAGUACUUCCUGUUCCUCUUCAACCUCAUCUUUUUUUUGUUUGGAGCAUUGAUCAUGGGCUUUGGCUUGUGGGUCCUCCUGGAUAAUCAGAGCUUCAUGGCCGUCCUGCAAGACUCCUCCAUGGCUCUGAAGGUGGGCUCCUACAUCCUGAUCGGGGUUGGAGCUCUCUCCAUGCUCAUGGGCUUCCUGGGCUGUCUGGGUGCUAUCUACGAGAUCCGCUGUUUGCUGGGCCUGUAUUUCACCUGCCUGCUACUGAUCCUAAUUGCCCAAGUUGUCGCUGGUGUUCUGAUCUACCUCCAGAAGGACCUGCUGAACAAUGAGAUGUCCAACAUUGUGACCCAGAUCCUGAACAACUACCCGGGCAAGAACACCACCACAGAGCAGGCCUGGGACCUCAUUCAGAGGACGAUGGAAUGCUGUGGCUGGAAUGGUCGCAUGGACUGGAAUGGCAAUGGUGUUAUUAUCAACAGCUCCCAGUUGCUUUUUCCCUGCUCCUGUCAAAAUGUCACAUUCUUCACCGGCAAUUACUCUGACAGUGGCUUCUGUGAGGCCCAGUCACCUGACUGGCCUGUGUACGACACGGGAUGCUCCUCAAGUGUGGAGAACUGGCUAUUCACCAACCUUGGUGUUGUCCUGGGAAUCUGCCUAGGAGUGGCUGUCAUUGAGCUUUUGGGCAUGAUUCUCUCUAUUGGCCUGUGUAAGGGCAUACACAAAGAAGACUACACCAAAGUGCCAAAGUACUGAAGAUGAGGUGCAGAAAGAACACACAAACACACAUGAACAUACACAAACAUACACACACAAAUAAGAAUUUUGGAAUACAGCACACACACACAUCUACACUUAAACAUGCCCACACAGGCAUACACAGUAAUACAUCUUCUCAUUUGUUUGUUUAUUGAAACACAUUAUGUCCAAAUGUUGCAUUACGUUUGAGGUGUGUGUGGGGGGGGCGGCGGCCUGAGGCACUUCUGUCUUUUCCAUCAGUACAGUUUUCAUGGAGCAUUUUAGAGAUGUAAAUUGAGAGCUUUGGAUUUAAAACAAAUAGCCAGGAAGUAUGGUCCUCGGUUUACAUUGGAGUAAAACAAAGGUUUACCAAGAGUCCAAAAGAGACAAGGAAGUAAGGAAUGAUUGGGUGGUGAGACAUGAGGCAGUUCUGAGAAGUAGGAGGCAAAAACACCCUCCGUGACAACUGUGGAAGGCAGGUGAUAGAAAGCCAACUGCAUUCACUACUUUUUUGUUGUUGUUUCUUUUUAGGUUAUACAGUGUUUCGAGUUUUUGUGCAUUUUGUUGGUUUUGUAUAAAGUUUUGGUGUGCAUUUAAAUCUGAGAUAGCAUCGACUUAGGAAGCUGGUCACUCCUUGUUUAAAAAGAAGAGUAGAUUUGUUUCUUCUGUUCUGUUUUAUUUUUCAUGUAUUACAUUUGAAUUGUAUUGAAGGAUUUUUUUUUACCAAUAAUUCUUUGAAAGUAAUAGGAAUAAUAAAAUACUAAAGAGGACCAAUUCUGAAACAUGCUCCCCAACAAGUGUCACACUCACGGUUUACAUUUUUCUUUGAUCACAUGCAGGAUGUUUUUUGUGUAUUCUGAGUGGCAGUUUUUAUGAAGAUCACUUUAUCUAAGUAUGUCAAGACUGUUUGAGAAAUUAUAUAUUUCAUACAAUAUUCUACAUCAGGGAUAUUUCAAUAAGAGGAAAUACAAAAUAAUUUGAAUUGUUAUAUAAGAAAUAUAUAUAUAUUUCGAGAAAAUUUGGGAUACAAUUAAAAUUAUUCUGAAAAUAUGUUGUACAUUUUUACUUUGAAUGAAGGUCUUUCAUAUUUUGAUUUUAUAAUGUACAAAAUGCCCUCUUGUUUAUUUUUUAUUUUUUUACAUGUUUGACAAACAUUCCAUGACCUUCAAGUAAUUUUUUGGGACUAUUAAAACUUUACACAUUUUUGUUUGGUAGCUGGAUUAGUUAAUGUAUACUCACCCAAUUGAUUCAGUUUUAUUUUGUCAAUAAACAUUCAAUAGACUGA
Molecule: messenger RNA, 2158 nt
Organism: Hypomesus transpacificus
Lineage: Eukaryota; Metazoa; Chordata; Actinopteri; Osmeriformes; Osmeridae
Product: CD82 antigen-like
Exons: 9
Coding region: 121-891 (256 amino acids)
Cellular component (GO): membrane
Source: RefSeq, a predicted model, not a curated record